AAUUCUGAUGCAUUCAUGUCUCAAGAUUUCUAUGAAGAAGAAAACUUGGAAAACCUUGAAGUAAAGCAUUCAAAAAUAAAUAGAAAAUUCCUUAAAGUGAUUUAUUAUCUACUAUUGCUUCUUGUGCAUUUACUUCAGGUUUUGGUUACUGUGACAUAAUCUUUUUAAUCGUAUUUGCCUGCUAUGUUAAUGGAAAAUUUUUAUCUUUGCUUUUCGAUAAUUGCUAUGAUCUAUUUAACAAUGAGAAAGUUUUGUUUUCACAUUGAACCAUUUUAAUUUACCCAAUAAAAGUUAUCAAAUGAUCCAAUGAUACUAAUUUCAGAUGAAAAGUUAAAUAAUUGGGGAUAAGAGGAGAAGUUCUUUGACGGUGAUUCAAUUAAAUUGAGUAAAAGAACCAAGCUGAGUCCUUCAUCAAGUUAAUUCAAUAGCCUUUAAAUUACGCAAAUAGGGUUUCUGGCUAAAAAAGACUGA
Paramecium octaurelia is the source of this 471-nucleotide messenger RNA. NCBI's taxonomy places the organism in Eukaryota, Ciliophora, Oligohymenophorea, Peniculida, Parameciidae. The record is from the annotation of a GenBank genome assembly.